This is a messenger RNA of Pyrus x bretschneideri (Chinese white pear), 2613 nucleotides long. Its product is annotated as origin of replication complex subunit 5. Gene Ontology annotation, molecular function: DNA replication origin binding. Gene Ontology annotation, biological process: DNA replication initiation; DNA replication. NCBI's taxonomy places the organism in Eukaryota, Viridiplantae, Streptophyta, Magnoliopsida, Rosales, Rosaceae. The record is from RefSeq and is a predicted model, not a curated record. Gene Ontology annotation, cellular component: nucleus; nuclear origin of replication recognition complex.
AUUGUGGGCAGGAGGAGUUCGGUUAAGCUACACAGUGGGCAACCUAAUUUGAUAUCGAAUUCAUCAUCCACGAGAUUCGAACCUAAAUCUAAGACCUCUCACUUCUAAGUGAAGAUGAUUACCCUGUACUAAAUGACCUUUCACAUUAAAUGUUACUUUUUCAAUUUUGAAAAAGAUUAACUAAAAUUAAGUGAAGGGACAAGUGACAAUUGGUUAAGUGUGUAGCAAGCAUAUAUCAAGAUUGAUGGUGGUGAGUAAAAAUGCUCCCGGACAAAGUGGAGUGAGGAUUUUUUUGUGUGUGGGGGCCGUAUGACCAUCUGGUCUGUUGUCCGGACCGAUGAAUUCCUCCUCUGAGGAGCACCUCUAAACAUCGUGGGCCCAUUAGAACCUCUAGCUCACUGUAACUCACGGUGGGCCUCCCAACACCCAAACACUAUAUAAUUGGCGGGAAUUAAGUUUCCCGGGUUUUUACUCUAUGUUAUCUCAACGAACCUUAUUAGGGUUUCAAUUCAAAUCAGAUAUCACUGUCGCGAAACAUUACUGCCAGUCCUCUGCUUUUCUCUCAUCGUUCCGGCAGACUUUCCGGUGGGUUUUCCGAUCAGAUGUUUCUUUUGGCUAGAAUUCAGACAUGGGUAAAGAGGAAAGCCCAAAAACCACAAGGAGAAAAACCAGAUCCUCUGUUUUGGCUACCCCUUCAAAGAAUGUAGUUGAAGAAACUAAGGCAAGUAGUUUGCACCCGCCAACUCUCAGUGACCUUGUGUUGGGUGAACAAGGAGAAUCCUUGAGUGCCAAUGAUCUUUCGUCUGUUUUUCCUGGGAGACGCAGUCAAAUCCUGGAGCUUCUACGCCUUUUGGGUCUGCCAAACUCUCCCAUGCUACCUAUAUUUGUAUAUGGAGGCACUUCUACUGGGAAAACCAGUAUUGUUGUAGAGACCUUUAUGCAUCUGAAGCACCCUUUUGUUUAUUCAAGCUGCCUUACCUGUUAUAGUCCUCGAAUCUUGUUUGAAUCUGUUCUGAACCAACUUUUUCUUUACCCAAAGAAUGCAGCGAAUGGUUAUUCAAGUGCCAAGCGCUGUGAAAGCCCAUCUGAUUUUAUUCAUUUUCUUCGGGAAGCCUUGGUCAGCAUUCUUGGUAAUACAAAGGGACUUUCUGGGAAAGUAAAGGUCUGGAAAGGUAAUGGAAAUAUGAUCUACUUGGUAUUUGACAAUUUGGAGCGUCUUAGAGGAUGGGAUAAAGGUUCCAUUAUAUUACCUUUACUGUUUAAUCUCUAUGACAUUUUGAAAAUGCCUGAGGUCGGUCUUAUCUUUAUCAGCAGUGCCUCGCCGGAUACGUAUUACUCAAAUAUGGGCUAUGUGGAGCCUAUCCCUAUGUAUCUUCCUGAUUAUACACAAGAUGUUCUGCAGAAAAUCUUCAUGAGAAACCAGGCAAACAAAAAGCUUUUCGCCUCUUUUCUCAGUGUCACGCUAAGGCCUUUCUGUAGAAUUACCAGACGGGUGGAUGAAUUAUCUCCUGCCUUUUCACCGUUAUUCACAAAGUAUUAUGAACCUAUCACUGAUCUGAAUUUUGUUCCCAAUAAAGAGACGAACCAAAGGCUGUAUAAUUUUUUUAGCUCCCAUAUUGUUCCUGCACUGAAUGAGACAUUUAAGGUUUCAUCGCAGAAAUCGACUGAAGUUGAAGUUGAAGUUAAGGAGAGAAAAGGAAAGUGCGGCACAAGGAAAUUCGGAGAUUGUGAAGUUGAACAAUUAGAUUUCCAGAUGCCUACUUCUGCCAAGUAUCUUCUUAUUUCAGCAUUUCUUGCUUCAAGAAAUCCAGCUACCCUUAAUUCAUCACUGUUCGAAUCUACAUGAGAUUCUAGUAGUCGAAAAUGAAAGAGGAAGCUUUCGGACAAGUCAAUGGAACAGAAGGAAACUGCAGAACAGGAAUUACUUUUGAAUCCUGGCUCAUUCCCAAUGGAAAGAUUGUUAGCCAUAUUUCAGUGCAUUACAUCUGUAGGGGAAGGUCCUCUUGACGAGGAGGAACAAGAAUAUGGUGGGUUAGGCAUUCAAGAUGGGAAUGACGUGCUCAUGUCUGAUGUUCUUUUACUACUGUCCAGUCUCUGCAGUGCUAAUUUUAUUGUCACUGCUGGAAGCUGCCCACUGGAGGGCUCAACUCGAAAUCGAUCUACAGUGAGUGAAGAUAUGACUCUUAAGGUAGCAAGGAGCAUUAAGUUCCCUCUCUCAAAGUAUAUGUACAGAUGAUGCUUUUCAGGUGAGGUAUCUGUGAUACGGUUGCCAGUUUAUUCUCGAGGAUGAAGAAACUUACCUGGUUUUCAACUAAGUUACCUUCCUACUCUGUUGAAUCAUUGAACUAUCCAAAUUCUCUAAUCCUCAUCUUUGUUGAGAAACAUGAAAUGACUGGUGUUGAGCGGAUAUACCGAUUGUCGUGUUCUUUCUGAUAGCUGGGGGUAGCACCAUUGAACAUGAGUUUCAGACAGUACCUUGGCCCAUGUUUCUGCAGGAUUGCCAUCUAACAAUUGUAUUUAACCAACCAAACCUUGUUACAUCCUAGUAAGUUGCGGGGCAUCUAACUUCUUGUAAAUGUUGUUUCCUAUACAAAUUCGAUCACAAUUCUGGAA